Adineta steineri is the source of this 1977-nucleotide messenger RNA. The record is from the annotation of a GenBank genome assembly. NCBI's taxonomy places the organism in Eukaryota, Metazoa, Rotifera, Eurotatoria, Adinetida, Adinetidae.
AUGAGUACAAGUCUAACAAAUAUAAAUGAGGAAGUUGAAAAUCUUGAACCAUUUUAUUUAAUUUGGUUUGGUAAUUCAAUUAAUAAUGAUAUUCAACAGCAACUUCGAGCAAUUAUUAAUUAUUUAUUAAUAUUCGAUGAUGAAGAACAAUGUUUAAAUUAUAUUUAUUCCCUAUCAAAAGGUGAUCGAAUUAUUCUAAUCGUUACAGAAAAAUUCGGUGAACAUUUUGUUCCUCAAAUUGUUCAUCUUCGACAAAUCGUAUCUAUUUAUAUCUAUUGUAAUAGUAAAAAAAACAAUGAACAAUGGAUAAAAAAAUAUAAAAAGAUAAAACGUGUCAUUAUUGGUCGAGAUGAACUUAUACAACGAAUUCAAACCGAUUAUAAUCAACGACAAAAUCAUAAACUCGAUGAAACAUUAUCCUAUGAAAUAUUUAAUACGAAAAAUGUUGAUAAUAAAUUUUUAUCAACUGGUAUGAAUGAUCAUUUUAUACAUAUACAAAUAUUAAUUGAUUGUUUAAUAAAUAUGGAAUCAUUAUCAAAUGAUAAAAAUGAAUUAAUGAAUUUAUGUAAACAACAAUAUAAGAAUAAUUCAUAUGAAUUAAAUAUUAUAGAAGAAUUUGAACGAGAAUAUUUAUCGGAAAAAUCUUUAUGGUGGUAUACAAGGCAUUCAUUUCUUUAUCGAUUAUUAAAUAAAGCUAUUCGAAUACAAAAUAUUGAUUUAUUAUUACUAUUUCGUUUUUUUAUUCGUGAUAUUCGACGACAAUUAAAUUUAAGUAAAUCUUCAAAUUCUAUUCAUGUUUAUCGAGCUCAAUUAAUGUCGAAAGAAGAAAUAGAAUUAUUAACAAAAUUUACUGGUGAAUUUAUAUCAAUCAAUUCAUUUUUAUCAACGAAUUCUAAUCGAGAACAAACACGAUCUUCUCUUAUGUCGUUUAUACCAUCUGAUGAUAUUGAAAAAGUUAUUUUUGAAAUCAAUAUUAAUCAUCGAGUAGAUGAUAUAAAAACUUUCAGUAAUAUUACUAGUUAUAGUUAUUUUCCAGGUAAAGAAGAAAUUUUAUUUAUGAUGGGUUCAAUUUUUCGACUUAUACAUAUUGAUCGUGAUCGUGAUGGUAUUUGGAAUAUUCAAUUAAUGUUAUGUGCAAAUAAAAAACAUCAAUUACAAUCAUUUAUUCAACAAAAGAAACAUGAAUUAGAUAUUAUUGAAACAGAUCUUCUCUCAGUUGGUUUUAUUCUAGAAGAUAUGGGUAAUUUAGAUGGUGCAGAAAAAUAUUAUCAUCGUUUACUUAAUCAAUUAUCGAAAGAUCAUGAAGAUACAGCACGAUGUUAUCAUGCACUAGGUGAAAUUAGUCAAAAACGAGGUGGUUAUGAUUCAAGUAUUGUAUGGUACAAUAAAGCAUUACAAUACGAUACGAAAACAGAUGAUUCAAAUCUUGCUCUUAGUUAUAAUAGUAUUGGUGUUGUUUAUACAAAAAAAGGAGAUUAUUCUCUUGCAUUAGAAUCAUAUACAAAAGCAUUAGAAUUAUGGAAAAAAGUUUUUCAUGAAGAUCAUCCAAAUAUAGCUAUGUGUUAUAAUAAUAUGGGUAUUAUUUAUCAAGAGGAAGGAAAAUACUCUGAUGCAUUAGAAUUCUAUCAUAAAGCAUGGAAUAUUCGUGAGAAAUAUCUUUCGACUGAACAUUCUAGUUUAGGUCAAUCACAUGCUUGUAUUGGUAAUGUACAUUAUCAACUUAAACAUUAUGAUCUUGCAUUAGAACAUUAUAGUUCAUCAUAUGAUAUCUUGAAAAAAUCUCUUCUUCCUAAUCAUCCAGAUAUUGCAAUGAUACUUCGAAAUAUGGGCCUUGUUCAUCGAGAUAAAAAAAAUUUUCAACAAGCAUUAUAUUAUAUGAAAAAAGCAGCAACAAUGUAUCGUCAUUUAUAUCCUUCAACACAUCAUGAUCUUAUUCAAAUUGAACAAAUUAUUCAACGUAUAUCAUCGAAAUCAUAA